CCCCUGUCGACGCCUUAACGUCAGUGAUCACGUGUUAUCUACUACGAUUCGCUGAAGUUGGAGAAAAGUUUGACAAGCCCGGAGAGUAUCGAAAAGAGCUGCAAAAGAUCCACGAAAGGAGACAGAUUAUUGACACCAAGGGUCUUUUUAUCCGGACAAACGAUGGAAUCCGUCGCCCAGAAAGUGCUGACUUCGGGAUUCAGUCUUGAUUUGGGACCUCUGAAAGAGCCGUUGGCGUUCAUCCGUUUGCUAGAAUGGGUGUUCUCCAUAUUUGCCUUUGCUACGAUUGGAGGCUACAGCGGCACAACCAGCAUCAACAUCCAGUGCUCAGGGAGUGCCAGUCAAGAAGUACUGGCAAACUUUAACUACCCAUUCAGGUUGAUGCAGCAUCCUUAUGAUGUUCCUGAGUGCAAAAUCAAUCACACCACCACCACUCCUCACUACCUGACUGGAGACCACACAUCCUCUGCACAGUUUUACGUCUGUAUUGGAGUGUUUGCCUUUCUCUACAGCACUGCCACACUAGUCCUCUACUUGGGCUACCAGCACGUAUAUAGAGAAUCUAGUCGUGGCCCCACUGUGGACCUGCUGGUGACUGCGGCCUUUGCCUUCUUGUGGUUGGCAUCAUCCUCUGCUUGGGCUAAAGGCUUGUCCGAUGUGAAGUGGGCCACCAGUCCUUUAACCAUUAUAACUCUUCUUGACGUUUGCAAGGGCAGCAACAAGUGUAGCCCAGGUGCUUUGCCUCACAUGGGCCGACUAAACGCCUCGGUGAUUUUUGGUUUUCUUAACCUUAUCCUGUGGGGUGGCAACUGCUGGUUCAUUUACAAGGAAACACCUUUCCACAAAUCAGCCGACCAGCCUGCAGAUGCGGAGGGGGGAGUUAGGCCAUCGUAACUGCUCAGCACAGCUUCCUCAUUUCAAAAUUGUCUAACAUGUAGUGUUAUCUAAUGAGUAAUUUCGUAAGAAAAAUCCUGUAGAUUGCAAGGUAUACAUUUCCAAAACUGGCUGCUUCUUUUUUGCUAUACUAAUUUUAUAUUUAGGACUGUAUUUUCUCAAAUACAUUUCAUAAAGGAACUAAAACUUGAGUUAUUCAUAGUCAAAAUCAAUAUGGGAAAUUAUAGCAGUCAAAAAAUUUUAUUCUCAUAAAUGCUCAGUUUGCACGUUUUUACAUAUUUAUACCAAGUAUCCAAAUUGAACUGUCCCUUAUCUAAAAUGGCACUGCAGAUGUGGACUGUACAGCCUUGUUGAUGAUAAAUCAUAAAGACGCAUCAUUUUGUCAACCUGUUAACUUCCAACUGUUUUUCUGUACCAUACAUCAUUUCUGCCAUCAGCAUUUUCUUAAAAAAACUCAGGGCUAUUGAGUGUACAAAUUACAAAAUACCUAAUAAAUAUUAAAUACUUGAAGUGCAUUUGUUAUUAACACAAGUCUAGACUGUAGACAAAAUCCAGUUUCAAUCCAGUCCUAAAACACAGAAUAGGCACCAAAAAGUGCAGUUACAAUGAAUUCAUGUUAAAUAGUUGUUCAUUGGAAAAAUAUUCAGUUGCCAAUAUGAGAUUAUUUAUAAUAGGUGAAUGCAAUUUCAUUGAAUCUUUUUUGAGUUGUAAGGCUGAAUUUGCUGAUUUAGGUUAGCAGCUGAAAAUUAUGUUGAAUGUAGUGGAUAUAUCUGUUUAGAGCGUAUUCACUCUUUAUGAAUUUUACAUUUAAAACUAUUACACUAGAAUUUGUGUUCUGUUACCUGAAAGGACAGGAUUUUUUUGAAUGAAUGUUUAAAUUCAGGAAUUUCUAAGAAAAUACCCCAGAAAGGUCCUAUAAUGUACUAUCAAUUGUAUAGCUGUAGCUAGAUGUUAGUUGCUGUUCAUUUUUUCAUUAAAAAAAAUGACUGAUCUCUAACUUGUUACUAAUAAACUGCAUACUUUUUGUCUUGCAUUUGCCUGGCUUCUACCUCCACUUUGUUAUAAGGGAAGGCAAGCUGUUUUUCUCUGUUACUGCCAUCAUUAUGAUUUCCUACUUCGAUAUAGCCUUUCAUGAUUCACCAGAUUCUAGCUUGGUCCACCACAGUGUUACAUAGAUAAGACUGGAGUUCCUAUUAAAGUCCAGGAAGAUACUGCAUGGACAUGAAAUGCUGUUCAUCAUUAAAAGGAAGAGCUGGA
Molecule: messenger RNA, 2151 nt
Organism: Siniperca chuatsi (mandarin fish)
Lineage: Eukaryota; Metazoa; Chordata; Actinopteri; Centrarchiformes; Sinipercidae
Gene: sypl2b
Product: synaptophysin-like 2b
Exons: 6
Coding region: 163-894 (243 amino acids)
Cellular component (GO): synaptic vesicle membrane; synaptic vesicle
Source: RefSeq, a predicted model, not a curated record